CUGUCAAUCAGUGUGAGUGGGCUGGACCUUUGCUCCUAUUGGCUUAUCUUUUACUAUCGACUAGUUUUCCUGGAUACCUGCUCCGCGGACGGCUGCCACAGCUAGCAAAAACGUGCUAGGUCAAAAGUCACGGAGGAUGGCGGACUGGUGUGAACUUCAUAAUGCGACUUUUCAGCAGAAUGACUUUGUCUGUCAAUCAAGAAAGACAGGGCGGAGCCAGUUGUGUGAUUGGUUGCUUCUUUGCUCAGACAUAAGUAAUAGCACAUGAAGUGUCGAUUUAGGUCUAAUGGUGCAAUGCGUCUCCUACGCAGACGGCGGCAGUGUGCAGCUCGAAAUAAAGUUAAGGCACCGACAAAUGUAAAACACUGGGCGUGAAUAACGUUACAGGUUACAUGGCUGCAGGAGACAAGUCCGUUUCUGAGUUACUCAGAGAAGUUGCUAACCGCUUAGAUUGUACGUCUUCGCCUCAGUCUGAGAGAGUAUUGCAGCAGCGUACUGGAGAUGAAGCGGUCCCUGGUCCAAGUUCUCAUCAAAACAGCACAGUUUUAACGUUAGCAAAUGCUAAUGCUAUCACAGCUAGCUCCACUCCACCAAACGCUGUUCAGGCUGAAGUCGCAAGACUGUUUGCCCCUUACAGAGCGAGGCCUUCCUCAGCGCCACUUUCAUCUCUGACCCCACGUUCUUCCAAGAAAGUAUGCCGCUCCAUUUACACACACACCUUCUUCUGUUUACAUGAUCAUAUGUCAGACACAGUGCCAGCUAAAGCAGUCAAAUUUGACCUAGCAGCAGCUGGACUUGGAGAGAAACGGAUUUUCAUGUUCGAAAGGACUGUAGCAACAGUGAUGCCUGGAAUCUGUCCUGCGGGGUAGAGGAACCAGAUGGUAUCAUCUUGGAAUCCACCAUAACCUCAGCAAGAGCAGAGCAAUCGUCAGGUGAUAUGGUAGUGCAGGAAGAUGCAUCUCAUCAAGAUGAGGAAAAGUCACUUCUAGGGGAAAAACCAGAGUGGAAAUGUGAACAAGAUGCAACCAGAGCAGCCUGGCUCUACAAGUCCGAGUUACUUUCAAAGUAUGAGACCAGAAAGGCAGUAGUCCUGCAAAUGGACUUGCGGGAAAGUAUUGUGGAUCAACAGAGAUCACUUAUCUCCCUCUACAAGCCCCAAAGGUAGAGUGGACGGGCCCUGUCAGCUGCAAACUGGAAGGGGAUGUUGCUGUUGGAGAAGGGGUGAAGAGAUUCUUCUUCUCAAAGGCAGUUUCUCUAGUACAGUCUGGUUUGCAUUUGAAUUUUGGGAACACAGAUCUUACAAGACUGUUUGACGGUGAGCCAGAACACUUGACUCCAUCCACUUCUCAGACCUUGCUUGAGAGUGACAUGUUUUUGGUGGCAGGAAGAAUAAUGGGACAUUCAUUCAUUCAUGGUGGACCAUGUGUGUCUGGUAUAAGUCCUGCAAUCAUCCAUGUCCUUUUUGGUGGCUCACCUGAAACAGCUACGGUUCAGAUUGAGGAUUGCCCUGAUAUUGAUAUCCACAGCACUAUUCAGCUGCUUGAUGGCACUGCUGAAUUAACAGAACUGGAACGAAGAAAUGUUCUCGAGCUAGCCCUGGCUUGGGACCUGCCAGGUGUCACACAAACCAAUAGAAAGUGGCUGUAUGAACGUCUGCUAUUCCACGCUGUCAUAACACGAACAAGCCGUCAAGUCAAGCAGCUGAGGAAAGGGCUUAAGGAGACCAUGGUAUGGCCACUUCUGACAGAAAGAUCAGACAUCAUUCCUCUUUUCUUACCAAGGGAAUCAGAGACUGCUCCCUGUUGUGAGUCUAUUCUAGAAAGGAUAGUGUGGCCUGCCACAGAAGAUGAAGAUGAGGAGGAAGAGGAAUGCUCUCUUGAGGAUAAAUGCAAAGUGGCAGGUUACCUUCGGUCCUUCAUUGAAAAUGCGUCUUGUGCACAACGAAAAGCCCUCAUCAAGUUUUGGACAGGAUGGGAAGUCUUGCCGAGAGAAAUGACUGUGGAAGUGGUCAACAGCAGUCUUCCAAAGUCUUCCACCUGUUUUGAAGUUCUACGUCUUCCUGCACACUACUGUACCUAUGAGUCAUUUCUGAUGGACAUUGAGGUGUGUCUCAACUCUACUGACUCAGGUUUUGGUCUGGUUUAGGAUUGAUUCCAUAACCACAUGGUAAGAUUAGACCAUUUUUUUCUUUCUUGCAUCACAUUACUGUACUCAGUGUUCAAAGAAACUGACAAUCUAGUGAGUUCUAGUUCCUUUAAUACACUUGACAGUGAGAAAUACACAGUACCGUGGAGCAUUUAUGGCUUUUUGUCAGUUUAUAUUACAAAGAGUUCAGAAAACAAAAUCAGUUGUUCACUGUACAUUAUAAAUUACACAGUAUGUUUAGUUUAUUCUCGCUACUGGAAAAAUUAUUUGCAUUAAGAUGUUAUACUACUGUACUGUGUGCAUUGUAUUAAAUCUGCUCAGAGUUGACAUGUACUGUACAUCCAAGAAAUGAAUA
Molecule: messenger RNA, 2500 nt
Organism: Pelmatolapia mariae (spotted tilapia)
Lineage: Eukaryota; Metazoa; Chordata; Actinopteri; Cichliformes; Cichlidae
Exons: 10
Coding region: 1369-2145 (258 amino acids)
Molecular function (GO): ubiquitin-protein transferase activity
Source: RefSeq, a predicted model, not a curated record